AAUUUAGCAAUAGAGACGAUUGUGCCUGAUACGUUAGACCCUAAUAGGCUGUAUGUGAUGCCGAGCCGACUGUCCACAUCGAUGAUUAGUCCCAGAGUUAGCUCCUCUAAAUCGCUGUCCGACGAGACUGUGAGUCGGAUUGCGGAGCGCAUGGAGUUUGGGUUGGCGUGGAUUGGACUCACUUAUGCCCCCAAAAAGUUUAUGUCCGACGAACCAAAGACUAUUUUACGGGACAUUUCCGGUCAAAUCAAGUUUGGAGAGAUUGUCGGUCUCAUGGGUCCCAGUGGUUGCGGAAAGUCAACACUUUUGCGAUGUAUUAACGGCCGAAUCGGCAAUGGUUUGAGCGAAGAGACCGACAUCUUCGUGAGCACCAGACGUACCAUUCAGUCGUGUUAUAUAGUCCAGGACCAGAAGGAACACCUGUUGAUGCUAUUAACGGCCAGGGAGUCGCUGGUAUACGCGUCCAGAAUCAAGAACCAGCCCUUCAGUGACACCACAUCCCUGGCAUCCGAUAAACCAGAUGACAACCGACUGUUCGCCUCCACGUUAGGUUUGGUGGGCGGACACGACUCCUUCGACCACAACUCAAAUAUAGACAAAUUGCUGACAGACCUGACACUCAGUGACUGCGCCGACACAUUGAUCGGCGACUGCAGUGGUGGCCAACAGAAGCGUAUAGUCAUUGCACUGGAAUUAGUGGGCGAAGAGAAGCCUAACAUUAUGUGCAUCGAUGAGCCCACCUCUGGUCUCGACAGUAAUGCCGCCGAACAGGUGAUUGAUUGUCUUCGUAACGUAUGUCGUGACCACUCGAUAGGAAUCAUAACGACUAUACAUCAGCCAAACUCCGAUAUCCUAAUGAUGUUUGACUCGCUGUAUGUGCUCUCGAAAGGCGGUUACAAUAUAUACAACGGAAAACCGGAAACGCUUCGACAGUUCCUUCAGAAAACAAACAUACCUAUUACUGACAUACAGGUGCCCAUCGAAGUGCUGAUUAAAUUGGCUUCAAAGACAACGUUUAACGAUAAAGAGUCGGAAGAGUUUGAAGUAUCGGAAGAAAUCAAAGCGUUGGCUAAGUUUGCAAAGAAUUCUUUGGAUGAGUUUAAGAUCAAAUGUCAAUCUUAUGGCAAAAAGACUAAUGCAAAACAUAUUAACAUUGAACCCAUUGGAUUCAGUUUCAAUGACUUCUGGUUCCUAAUGUUAAGGACAGCCAAAUGUAAUAUAAUUAGGGGUUGGAAGCCAUUCCUGUUUAUUAUGAUGUUUGAAGUCCUUUCAGGCUUAUCAAAUGGUUUACUAUUUGGGAAGAGUGGUCAAGACGACGGGUGUUUGCCGUACAACCCGUAUGAGCCCCGAAACAUCACUUGUAUCCCAAUUAACAGCAACAAUGAUAGAGAACCACAAUAUAUCCAAAACUUUAAGUUCCUAUUCUAUGGACACAAUCGGUGGUAUUCCUCCGGUUCCUACUAUUGGGCUAAGAAUCUGGUGGACGCCUUCUUGGGAGCCGUUAUCACUGUUGUCUUCUCAGUGACCAUAUAUUUAGUCACUGCACAGAUCGGAGCCCUCUAUGAAAAGCGUUUUGGCUAUUACUUACUGUCGAUGAUACUGUCCACCCUAUGCUCUCAGGGCAUGUCGUACACGUUCAGUAUAAUAUCGACCAAAAAUUUACGGACAACCCUUAUACUAGGAAUCGGAGGCAAUCUCUUGAACACACUGUUCAGCGGCUUUUUGUUACCGGUCGCUGAGAUGAACCGAUUCAUGCAAUUCAUAGCAAACAUAUCGUACGUGAAGGCGUCGUUUGAGUCUCAGAUAUAUGCCAUCUAUGGCUUCAACAGAUGUGACGCCCAACUCAAUCACUACUCAUCCAUAUUGUAUCGCAUGAAACUCACUGAAGAUAGCUUUCAGAUGAAUAUGACUCUACUGGUGAUGCAGACAAUCUUCUGGAGGGUGUUUGCAUUGAUUUGUCUGAUCGUUAAGACCAAUGACUUGGGUCUCAACUUUAUGUUCAAUCACCACAAAUUAAAUCUCAAUCAUAACACUAAGACUCCCAUCUCUACCAUUAAUAAGGAUUCAAUUGUAUAA
This is a messenger RNA of Oppiella nova, 2076 nucleotides long. NCBI's taxonomy places the organism in Eukaryota, Metazoa, Arthropoda, Arachnida, Sarcoptiformes, Oppiidae. The record is from the annotation of a GenBank genome assembly.